Messenger RNA from Eufriesea mexicana, 1152 nucleotides. Its product is annotated as protein enabled-like. NCBI's taxonomy places the organism in Eukaryota, Metazoa, Arthropoda, Insecta, Hymenoptera, Apidae. The transcript has a single exon. The record is from RefSeq and is a predicted model, not a curated record. The annotation marks the transcript as partial.
CAACCACCUCAGCAAUCAGUGCCACCGCAACCACAACCGCCAGUGCCGCCACAGCCUCCGCAACAGCAACAGCAACAGCAUCAAGUACAGCAGCAGCAGCAGCAGCAGCAGCAGCAGCAGUCACAACCUUUGCAGCAGCAACCGCAGUCCGGACAUCACAGAACUUCGUCGGCACCACCUGCUCCGCAACCUCAGCAACAAACUGUGAUGCAGUCGAUGCAAGUCACUGGUGGUAUGGGAACUAGUGCGGGACAAAUGUCGACCGGAGGUGCACCUCCGGUACCACCUCCUCAGCCUCCUAUGGCGACAGCAGCUCCACCGUGUCCACCAACUAUGAUAAACUUUAAUGCACCGAUACCACCGCCACCUAUGAUGUUGAACCAGUACGCGCAAUCCCCGUCAGCUCAGUCGAAUCUAGCUAAUCAGUCUCAAGUACAGUCGAUUUAUGGUAGCAGUCAAGGAAAUCAGUAUGGAGCCACGUCAAACAGUAAUCAGUAUGCGACUACCACCGUUGUUGGACAAAAUCCGUGUCAGUAUUCCUCCGGAAAUCAGAAUAAUUUCUACGGUAACAAUGGGCAAGUUAGUAACGCGUAUCCUAGUGGGCAACCAGGACAAGCGAAUCAGUAUGGCGGCGGUGGUGGUAAUAGUACUGCUGGUAGUACUGGUGGAAGUCAAUAUGGAAGUAGUAAUUCGAUCGGGCAGUACGCCAGUAGUGGAGCUGCGACGACUGCCCAGUAUGGAGUAGGUGUCGGAGUCAGCGUCGGUGUCGGCCAACCAAAUCAGUCACAAUACAGUGUCGUGUCCCAGGCACAGGCACAAUAUGGCAACAGCCAAAUACAAGCAGUUGCGAGCGCUACGAAUCCUUACGGAACACCAUCAAACGCGGUGAAUCAGUAUAACAGCACUGGUGGCGGCGGUGGUGGCGGCGGCGGCGGCGGCGGCGGCGGUGGUGGCGGUGGUAGCGGUGGUACUUGCGGGAGUGGUGCUGUCAGUGUUAGUAGCGGCCCUGGCACUGGACAUCACGUUCCACCAGUUAAUCCUAAUAUUUACGCUCCCAUUGGCAAUGCCGCUACUCAACCACCUCCUAUGGUACCGCUGACCGGACCUGCCGCUCCACCACCACCUCCUCCGCCACCUGCUCCAAAAGUCAAC